AUGGAUUUCUUGCUGGGGCUACAAAAAGCAUUGGCUCAAGGAAUCACAAAGGAAGAUUAUACUGACAUCUGGAAGAAGGAAACUGAACUGAAGAUUUGCAAUAGUAAAAUACAGAAGAUUUCUUCACAAGGUUCAACAUCUGAUGAUAUGAAGAGUGAUAUGGAUUGUGCUGAGAAGAAUCCUCUUAUACCACUUCUAAAACAAAUAGCAGAAAAACAAGACAAGAUUCAGCACCAACAGAUCAGUAUCCAACAGCAGCUAAGACAUCUACAGAUCUGUCAUGAAAGAGACCAACAGAAGCUGCAGCAGCAGUUUGAGGAGGCACAGAAAGGUCUGUCUGAAAAGGUUCUUGUCAUGGAAGCAUCACUUGCCAAUCUGCAACCAGCUGUAGAAGCAUGUGUGAGACAGACUGCCCAUUCAGAAAGCCUAGGCAUUCAAGAGAAAUGUUCUGUCAUAUCACAAACAUUUUGUAACCACAUACUAGAAGAAAUGAGGAAGAUAACUGGUGGCAGUAAAACAGUUAACAAAGCUGAAAAAAGCCAGAUAAAAGCUGAGAAAGAAUCUCAGAUGUUGAAGAAAAAGACAGCUAAAGAUGUAACAGCAAGAGCACAUAGAGAAGAUGAUACUGAUGUCUCAACUGAUUUGAGUUUUUGCUCUGAUGAUAAAAGUGACAUUGAUGAAAAGAUGGAAACGCUUCUAAUGGAGAUACAACCAGAUGCAGACACUGAUAGAAGUGUUUCUUCUGCAUUAGAUGAAGAAAGCUCAAAUUCACUGAAAGGUUCACUACGUUAUGAGCUAAAUACAUUUCUUGUAAAUGUUCAAAAAAACUCUUGCUGA
Candidula unifasciata is the source of this 837-nucleotide messenger RNA. NCBI's taxonomy places the organism in Eukaryota, Metazoa, Mollusca, Gastropoda, Stylommatophora, Geomitridae. The record is from the annotation of a GenBank genome assembly.